This is a messenger RNA of Lytechinus variegatus (green sea urchin), 1751 nucleotides long. Its product is annotated as alpha-aminoadipic semialdehyde dehydrogenase-like. Gene Ontology annotation, molecular function: aldehyde dehydrogenase (NAD+) activity. The coding region runs from base 95 to 1705 and encodes 536 amino acids. The transcript is spliced from 18 exons. The record is from RefSeq and is a predicted model, not a curated record. NCBI's taxonomy places the organism in Eukaryota, Metazoa, Echinodermata, Echinoidea, Temnopleuroida, Toxopneustidae.
GUACUGACGGUUCUGACGAUCGCCGACCCGAAGUCUGUAGACAGUGUAGUGAUAGGAGGGGAAACUCGGUUUCGAAGGAAAUUACGCUAAAAAUAUGGCUGUUCAUCUACUGAAGAGUGUUAGCCGUCAAACUUUGCAGUUGAAAAGACCCCUUUUGACUAGAUUUAGCUCCAGUCUUCUCAUUGAAGAUCCAAAGUAUGGAUGGUUAAAAGAGUUGGGGCUAGGAAUCGACAAUGACGGAGCGUUCACCGGAGAUCGAUGGGGUGGACGUGGAGAGGUUGUAUCAUCCAUCUGCCCUGCAAAUGGACAAGCCAUAGCCAGAGUCAGACAGGCCUCAAUGGAAGACUAUGAAACAGCUAUUCAGAUGUCACAAGACGCCUACAAAAUAUGGUCAGAUAUACCAGCACCCAAUCGAGGGGAGAUUGUUAGGCAGGUUGGAGAGGCUCUGAGGGAGAAGAAACAAUUCUUAGGAAAUUUGAUAACUUUAGAAGUAGGAAAGAUUGCAUCAGAAGGAUUGGGUGAAGUGCAAGAAUUCAUUGACAUGUUGGACUUCUCAACUGGUCUCUCCAGAACAUUAGCAGGACACGUUUUCCCAUCAGAAAGGCCUGGUCAUGCACUCCUUGAGCAGUGGAAUCCCUUAGGACCUGUUGGAAUCAUCACAGCCUUCAACUUUCCAAAUGCUGUCUUUGGUUGGAAUGCAUCUCUUGCCUUGGUUUGUGGAAACUCUAUCAUGUGGAAAGGAGCCCCAACAACACCACUUGUAAACAUUGCAACAACAAAGAUUGUUCAGUCAGUAAUGGAUGCCAACCAUAUGCCCCCUGGUCUUGUAACACUGCUAUGUGGAGGAGGGGAUAUCGGUGAAGCGAUGGCAAAGGAUACCAGAAUUCCACUUCUGUCUUUCACAGGAAGCACUCCAGUUGGGCAGAAAGUUGGCACCAUGGUGCAAGAUAGAUUUGGAAAGUCUCUUCUUGAACUUGGGGGAAACAAUGCAAUAAUUGUGAUGAAUGAUGCUGAUCUUGAUAUGGUUGUACCUGCCGUUCUCUUUGCCAGUGUGGGUACAACAGGACAAAGAUGUACCACUACUAGGAGACUGAUACUUCAUGAAAGCAUCCAUGAUGAGGUUGUCAACAGACUAAAGAAGGCCUAUGGUACAAUAAGGAUUGGAGAUCCAUUGGAUGACAACACAUUAUAUGGUCCCAUGCAUUCUAAACAGGGCAUGGAAGUGUUUAAGAAUGCUGUUUCAGAUGCUGUAGCACAAGGAGGACAAGUGGAAGUAGGAGGAAAGAUUAUAGAUAGACCAGGAUUCUAUGUAGAACCAACCAUUGUUACUGGACUUUCUCAUGAUUCUGAAAUCAUUCUAAGAGAAUCGUUCGCACCUGUUCUGUAUAUCCUGAAAACAAAGAGUUUUGAUGAAGCUCUAUCCUGGAACAAUGAGGUCAAACAAGGUCUCUCCAGCAGUCUCUUCACAAAAGAUUUAGGAAAGAUCUUCCACUGGCUUGGACCAAAAGGCUCAGAUUGCGGAAUUGUAAAUGUCAACAUUCCAACAAGUGGAGCAGAGAUAGGAGGAGCAUUUGGUGGUGAGAAGCAUACAGGUGGUGGUAGGGAGUCUGGUAGCGAUGCAUGGAAACAAUAUAUGAGAAGAUCUACUUGUACUGUGAACUAUAGCAAGGAUCUUCCAUUGGCUCAAGGUGUCAAGUUUGAAUAACUGACUGACAAAACGAUGCUGCAAUAGAUGAUUCGGAAAUACACCC